Messenger RNA from Anguilla rostrata (American eel), 2511 nucleotides. RefSeq lists its product as uncharacterized. The record is from RefSeq and is a predicted model, not a curated record. Lineage: Eukaryota; Metazoa; Chordata; Actinopteri; Anguilliformes; Anguillidae. The transcript is spliced from 4 exons. The coding region runs from base 1087 to 2031 and encodes 314 amino acids.
CCCUUCCUCUCACCCUUCCUCCCUGUCCUCACUGCUCUGCUAUGUGUCUCAACCCCAUCCCAACCUGUUCUCUCCCCUACAGAACGCGCUUCCGCAGGCGAGGCCUCCCACGGCAACGGAACCUCUCCAACCUUCGCUAUCCCUCACUGACCCCCUGUGACAACUUCACGGUCGCAGGAGGGCUAUGGAACUGCCAGUCUGCUACGCGGAAGGCUGACUUCAUUUCGGCCUACGCUUCCCUCCUCUCUACAUUUCCUUGCCCUCACCGAGACCUGGAUCACACCAGGCAACACUGCAACCCCUGCAGCCCUCUCCUCCUCCUUCUCCUUCUCUCACACCCCCCGCCUGUCUGGCCGUGGUGGGGGCACAGGGCCCCUGGGAAGCUUCCUCGAUGAGCUCGACACCCUGCUCAGCUCCUUCCCAGAGGAUGGCACCCCACUGAUCCUCCUGGGAGACUUCAACAUCCACCUAGAUGCCUCCCAGUCCGCAGCCUUCCUGCUCCUACUCCACUCAUUCGACCUCUCCCUGUGCACUUCCCACCAACACACAAGGCUGGCAACCUCCUAGACCUGGUCAUCCUGAGGAAUUGCUCCUCCUCCGAUCCCACAGUGACCCCUCUGCACCAGUCUGACCACCACUUCAUUUCCUUCUCCCUCCCUCUUGCUCCCCUCCCUCCCUGCCCUCCAUCCACUCCUACUGUCAUGGUCCGCCGUAACCUCCGCUCCCUCUCUCCCUCCUCUCUCGCUUCUAGUGUCACUGCUUCACUCCCCCCUCUUGAAUCCUUCUCCAACCUUUCCCACUGACUCUGCAUCUUCCGCUCUGUCUUCCUCACUCUCCUCAGCACUUAACUCUCUCUGUCCUCAGGUCUCCAGGCCGGCACGCUCGUCCCCUCCCAGUCCGUGGAUGUCUGACCCCCUCCGAACCAACCGGGCCAGCCUACGUGCAGCGGAGAGGAAGUGGAGGAAAUCCAUGGCUCCAUCUGACCUGUCUGCCUACCAGUCUCUGCUAGCUGCAUUUUCUACUGCUCACUCCUCCUCCCCCACCUCAGUCCUUCCUCGCUGCAGAUGACUUUGCGGUUUUUUUUUGAUGAGAAGAUUGCAGACACCCGCAGCUCCUUCACAUCCACCGCCACCCUUCCCCACUCCCCCCUCCCCUUGUUUAUCCACUUUCUCUCCCCUCACUGACUCUGAUGUUUCCCAGCUCCUACUCUCCCACCGCCCUACCACCUGUGCUCUUGACCCUAUCCCUUCCUCUCUCCUCCAGACUAUCACACCUGACAUCCUCCCGUUUGUCACCUCCCUUGUGAACUCCUCCUUGUCUUCUGGAUGUUUCCCCUCUUCCUUCAAGCUGGCCCAUGUCACCCCACUGCUGAAGAAGCCCACUCUGGAUCCCUCCAUCAUCCAGAACAACCGUCCUGUUUCUCUUCUCCCUUUUUUAUCCAAAACAAUUGAACGAGCUGCUUCUAACCAACUCUCCUCUUUUCUCUUGCAGAACAACCUCCUAGACCCCCACCAGUCCGGCUUCAGACCUGGCCACUCGACAGAGACCGCACUCCUCUCGGUCUCCGCUCACAUCUCUGCUUGCCUGAGGGACAUCCAGAGCUGGAUGGAUAACCACCAUCUUAAGCUGAACCCAGGUAAGACAGAGAUGAUCUUCAUUCCUGCUCCAUCCUCUAACCUCCUUGACUUUUCUAUUUCCCUAGGGGACACCUUGGUGUCAUCAUCACCCACUGCCAAAAACCUUGGAGUGGUGAUGAACAACAGACUGUCCCUCUCCCAGAACAUUGCGGCGGUGUGUCUAACGUGCAAGUUCUUCCUGUACAACAUCCGGAGAAUCCAUCCCUUCCUCACCACCUACGCAACCCAGCUCCUGGUUCAAGCGAUGGUCCUGUCCCGCCUGGACUACUGCAACUCGCUGCUGGCUGGUCUGCCAGCAUCCGCCAUUAGACCCCUGCAGCUCAUCCAGAAUGCUGCAGCUCGUCUGGUCUACAACCUCCCCAGACAUUCCCAUGUCAGCCCCCCUGCUCACUGACCUCCACUGGCUACCUGUUAUGGCUCGCAUCAAAUUUAAGACUUUGGUGCUUGCAUACCAGGCGGCUAAGGGGUCAGCACCAGGAUACAUCCAGAGGAACAUCAGACCCUACACACCAGCCAGACCUCUCCAUUCUGCCACCUCUGGACGCUUGGCACCUCCCCCUCUUCGUGUCUGUACUUCCCGUUCACAUCUGCUGUCUGUCCUGGCCCCUCGCUGGUGGAAUGACCUUCCCGUGACGGUCAGAACAGCAGAGAAUCUGACAACCUUCAAGCGCAGACUAAAGACUCAUCUCUUCAGGCUGCACCUCUCCCCGCCCCUCCCUAGCCUCUAGUUUAGCUCUACUCUAUUUACCUCAAUGUACCUAGUUAGGCUAAUGCGAUCUCGUUAGUUUUGUAUUUGGCAGGAUUGUUUUGUUUGAUUCUGAUUAGGCAAAUGUGAUUUCAGUGCUAGUUUUGUACUUGGCAGGAUUGUUUUGUU